CUCUUCUACCCAAAAUUAAUUAAUUCUUCAAAAAAUAAAAAAAUAAAAUAUCUCCGAUCCUUUUAAAUUUAAAGAUCUUGACGCAUAUCAACACAUUCCUUAUUUCUCUGCGCGUGCCUCUUUUUCCCACAAUUCCCUCUCUUGAUUGAUUGAAUUCCUAAUUCCAAAUUCCAAAUUCCAAGCAUGGAGCAGAAAGACGGCGAUAAUCCGGUGGGAGAAGACGAGGCGGGUGGAUCGGAGAAGGGGAGAUCAAUUCCGGUGAUCAAGAUCAGAAUCCCAAAGAAGGCGGCGGCGGCGGCGGAGGAGGAUCAGGAAGAAGAGGCGAGGAGCCAUUACUGCAAGGAAUGCAACAAGAGCUUCAACUCCGGCAAGGCGCUGGGCGGCCACAUGAGCAGCGCCCACGUCCAAGCUAACAACUUGAAGAAGCAGAUGAGCGCCUCCAAUUCCAAGAGGAAAUCGCCGUCGUCUUCCUCCUCCGCCACCGCCGCCGCCUGUGGGAUCUGCGCUAGGGUUUUCCAGUCGAGGAAAUCGCUCUUCGGCCACAUGCGGUGCCACCCGGACCGCCUGUGGCGCGGGAUGGAGCCGCCGCCGGAGAUGAAGAUCAACUCCUCCGAGGACGACGAGGACGACAUUCUCAACGACCACGAAUUAGGGUUUUUCAAUCUCAAGGGGUGGCCCACCUCCAAGAGGGGCCGCGCCCCGGUCUCCUCCUCCAGCUCCGCCUCGACGCCGCUGGUGGCGGGGUUCCAGCUGAUGAAGAUGCUCAAGGACGACGACGGCGACGCCAAGAAGCCGGCGGCGGCGGCGGCGGAGGAGGAGAAGGAGCUGUACAUGACGGCGAUCGAGGUUCUGAUGAGCGCGAAGAGAGAGCAGAGAUCAUCGGUGAAUUCGAAUUCGAAUUCGGAUUCGGAGAAGUACAAGUGCAGCGUAUGCGGUAGGGUUUUCUCGACGCAUCAGGCGCUGGGGGGGCACCGAUCCAGCCACAACAAGUUCAAGAUGACGAUCUUCAACACCAAUGCCUUCGAUUCCGAGGCCUCCACCUCCACCGCCAACAAUGCCGCCGCUGCUAAUGGCGGUGGCGCCUUUCCGUUUGAUCUCAACGUGGCGCCCGCCGACGACGAUGACGACGACGAUGAGAAUGAGGAUAUGGUGGACUCCUCUCACUCAUAGCUACUGUUUCUGGGUUUUUCUUCAUGUUAGAAUUAUAUUAAACCCAUGCUUAUGAUAAAUAUUUCUAGUCUGUGUUUAAUAUUCUGCUGUUGUGUUUGAUCUUCUAUCAUAAAAUA
This is a messenger RNA of Salvia miltiorrhiza (redroot sage), 1286 nucleotides long. Its product is annotated as zinc finger protein ZAT4-like. The coding region runs from base 184 to 1170 and encodes 328 amino acids. Lineage: Eukaryota; Viridiplantae; Streptophyta; Magnoliopsida; Lamiales; Lamiaceae. The record is from RefSeq and is a predicted model, not a curated record. The transcript has a single exon.